Molecule: messenger RNA, 5575 nt
Organism: Procambarus clarkii (red swamp crayfish)
Lineage: Eukaryota; Metazoa; Arthropoda; Malacostraca; Decapoda; Cambaridae
Product: collagen alpha-1(II) chain
Biological process (GO): extracellular matrix organization
Molecular function (GO): extracellular matrix structural constituent conferring tensile strength; protein binding
Source: RefSeq, a predicted model, not a curated record
CGACGUGGGCGUGGUGGUGAUGACGGGUGUAGGGCGUGCAGGGCAGGGGCGCAUCAGUGCGGUGGGGGCCCGGGCUCAGUACAGAGUAGUUGGCUGCCGCGGGCACACGGGUCCGACGGGACAGACGGCACACCCCCAGCAGCUGCCCCCGACGCCGCGCUGCCCAAGGGACGCCGCCGUCGCCGCCCCGCGCCCCACCAUGUGGCGGCUCCAAGCGCCCGCCUGGCGGCCUCCACCGCUGCCCUCCCUACUCCUGCUGCUGCUCCUGCUCGCCUCUGUUACGCCAUGGGCCGCAGCAGACCCUAAGCCCAAACCCCAAGAAGACUACUACGACGGAUAUGGCGGCGGUGAAAAUUACGAAGAUUACGAAGAAUAUCCCCCCUAUGAAGAUUACAAUUAUGAAGAAGAGCCAUAUCCCACUGACCGUGAACGUGGUCCAGUGACCACUGAAGCCCCUCCGGCUGCUCCAUAUGACCCAUAUGCUGCCACAGAGGCCCCACCCUACGACCCAUAUGGUCCCUAUGACCCAUACACAACAGAGGCCCCCUACGACUCUUAUGAUCCUUAUGAUUACACUGAACCUCCCACCACUACCACCACCAGCACCACUACCACCACAACCACAACCACAACCACUCCUCCACCUACUACUACCACAACCACAACCACCACCACCCCACCCCCACCGCCACCUCCGACAGUUGCUUAUGAAGGGGAGGCUACAAGAGUGAGAAGACCAGGUAGGCGUCGGAAGGGGGAGCGCAGAGGACAGGUUGGACGUGACAGGGAAGAAGAACCUCCUCCGGAAAUUGUCGGACCAACACCUCCUGAUACCGGCUACGGCGCUUCCACCACCGGCGCGGAGGGCGGCUCUGGGCCUCCAGGAGACCGGGGUCCCACGGGAACCCCAGGCGACCCCGGAAUUCCAGGUCAGCCUGGACCACCAGGACCCAUGCCAGAUAUUGCGCCAUGGUUGACGCAGCUUUCUCAGUCCCAAGGCGGAGAAAAAGGACCCAUUCAGCCAGACCCAUUCAGUUAUCUGCAAGCUCAAGUGGGGCCUGUCGGCCCUAGGGGCUCCCCAGGAUCACCAGGUCCCUCUGGCCCUCAAGGUUUCCAGGGGACACGAGGUGAGCCUGGUGACACAGGCCCUAUUGGUUCAGCAGGCCCUCCAGGUCCUCGAGGAAUGCCAGGAAUCCCAGGAAAAGAUGGUGAGAAUGGAGAAGAUGGAGCAUCAGGUCCCCCAGGUUCAGUGGGACCUCCUGGUCCCCGCGGUCUACCUGGUAUGCCAGGUCUACCUGGCGUGAAGGGACACCGUGGCUUUUCUGGUCUGGACGGAGCUAAGGGAGAGCAAGGUCAGAUGGGUGACAAGGGUGCUGCAGGUCCUGGGGGUCCACCUGGACCCGUUGGUCCUAUGGGCUCGGCUGGUCCCCGUGGUGAGCGAGGUAGGGAGGGUCCACCAGGUCCUCCUGGCUUGAGAGGUAUUGAUGGCAUUGGAGGUCCUCCUGGCCCUCCAGGUCCACCUGGCAAGUCUGGCCCCCCUGGCUUCCCUGGCAGUGCAGGAGCUAAGGGAGACCAAGGUGUACAGGGAUCUAAGGGUUCUCAAGGUCUCCAGGGCCCAAGAGGUGAGGCAGGAAAGCCCGGUACUCCUGGAGAGCCUGGCCCCCAGGGAGGACCUGGCAAGGAUGGCAUGCCUGGAGAGAAGGGCGCUCCUGGUGCACAGGGAGAUUCUGGCCCUCCAGGAUUCCCAGGUGCUCGUGGGCCCCCAGGUCUACCUGGCAGCCCUGGCAUGCCUGGCAACAAGGGUGAGAGGGGUUUGGCUGGAGAACGAGGCUUCAAAGGAGAAGGAGGAAUGAAGGGAGAAGGAGGAACCCCUGGCCCUCGUGGGCUGCCAGGUGCUCCUGGAUCUUCAGGUAAACGCGGCAAGAGAGGUAUUCGAGGUCCUCCAGGAGGAGUGGGCCCUCAGGGCGAACGUGGACCAACAGGAGGCCGUGGUCUCCCAGGUGCUGAUGGACCUCCAGGCCCUAAGGGUCAGAGUGGUGACCCAGGCCCCACUGGCACCAAUGGUCAGAAAGGUCGUGAAGGCAACCCUGGUCCUCCAGGCCUACCAGGUCGCCAAGGCCUGCGAGGGCCCACUGGUCUAUCUGGUCCCUCUGGCAAAACUGGUCGGCCUGGAGACCGAGGUCCACCUGGAGCUGAUGGCAAACCUGGUGACCAAGGACCUCAAGGAAUUCAGGGUCUUCCCGGACCUAUGGGACCUCCUGGUCCACUUGGACCAAUCGGUGAGCCUGGCAAAGACGGCAAUCCUGGUGAGAUUGGUGCAACAGGCCCCAGAGGUGACCCAGGAAAGGAUGGUUCUCAGGGGCCCCCAGGCGUGGCAGGGCCAACAGGUUCUCCUGGCGAGCGAGGUCCCCCUGGUUCUCCAGGUGCUCGUGGCUUCCAAGGUCUUCCUGGUGCUCCUGGAAUUUCUGGUGCUAAUGGAAAGGACGGAGAGGCUGGUCUGCAGGGUCCUCGGGGUCUGCCUGGUGGUGCUGGUCUUCGUGGUCAACGAGGCUUUCCCGGAGAACGAGGUGCUCAAGGUCCUCCAGGUGAAGCCGGCAAACGUGGAGAGAGUGGCCAAAGUGGUCCUGAUGGACCUGCAGGUCCUGCUGGUCCACCAGGACAAAAAGGUCAUUCUGGUCCCUCUGGUCUCGUUGGUCUUCCUGGUGGUCGAGGGCCUCCUGGUCUUCCAGGAGAGAAAGGUGAACGUGGAUCAUUAGGACGUGUUGGACCCGAGGGCCCACCAGGUCGUCAAGGAGAUCAAGGUCCUCAGGGUAUAAUGGGUCCAAUUGGGCCUCCAGGAGAACCUGCAGAGAAGGGAGAUCCAGGUCCACCAGGUCCUCCUGGUGAAGCUGGUGCCAACGGCAUGACUGGAGAUCGAGGUCCCCAGGGUGAACAGGGUCUUCAGGGUUUCCCAGGACCUCUUGGGCCACCUGGAACUUCAGGUCCCAAAGGACAACGUGGUCUACCUGGUCAGAAGGGCACUCAAGGUAACCCUGGCUUGGUAGGACAGCCUGGUGAAACUGGACCUCAGGGUCUAGCUGGACUGACGGGUGCAAAGGGACAGCGAGGUGAACUAGGACAACGAGGAGAGCCUGGUCUAAUGGGUCCCCCUGGACGACCUGGCAAUGCUGGCACGCCUGGUACCCCAGGAGAUCAAGGACCUCCAGGUUCAAGUGGUAACCCUGGAAUCAAGGGAACCCCUGGUGACACUGGCCGACCUGGUCUGCCAGGACCAACUGGCCAGCCCGGUGCCCCUGGAGCUGAGGGACCUAAGGGUGAAGCUGGUCCUGAAGGUCGCUCUGGAGCCGUUGGUCAGCCUGGUCCUGUUGGACCAUCAGGAGAACGUGGAUUGCCUGGUCUUCCUGGUCCACCUGGUCCUCCUGGACUUCGAGGGAAAAAUGGGGAACGCGGAGAACAAGGUCCAGAAGGCAAACGUGGUGAUGAAGGUCCCAUUGGUUCUCCUGGGUUGCCUGGGUCUGUCGGCCCUAUUGGUCCCACAGGUGACAAUGGUGCCCCUGGUGCUGACGGCAAACCUGGGCCUCCAGGUAUUUCUGGUCGUACAGGAGACAAGGGCCCACCAGGUUCACCAGGACAACAGGGCGGCCCUGGACCCACUGGUUUACCUGGUCCCCCUGGGCCUGCUGGACCCAUUGGCCCAACUGGAGAGCGUGGAGACCGCGGAGAAGUUGGACCACAAGGUGUUGAGGGCAGUCCAGGUCCAAGAGGAAAGUCUGGUGCACCAGGAACACAAGGAGAAACUGGAGAAACUGGAGCAGCAGGUCCUAAGGGUGCCAAGGGACACAGAGGUCUCAUUGGUCUUCAAGGUCUUCCUGGGCCUCAAGGUCCCUCGGGUGACAAAGGUGUACCUGGUGUUGCUGGUCCACCCGGUCCAUCUGGUGAGCCUGGUCCUAAGGGCCCACCUGGCCGUGAUGGAGGAAUUGGUCCUCAAGGUAUUAUGGGUCCUCCUGGUCCCCGUGGUCCUAGCGGAGAAGAAGGUAAAUUUGGUCCUCCUGGCCCACCUGGUCCUUCUGGUCCCCCUGGUCCACCUGGUGAAUCUAUGGGUUAUGAUGCAGCAGCACUGGCAGCUCUCCUAGGGCAGGGUCAGGCUAAGGGACCAGAUCCUCUUCAGGGUGAUGAUUCCGAACUGCCAGCACGUCUCUUUGGCAAAGAAAUCACGGACGAUGAGCGUCGCGAUCUCAUAACCAAGGCAUAUGAGCAACUCAAGACAUCUUUCAAGAAGUUCCUCAGACCAGAAGGCACAAAAGACUCCCCAGCAAAGACAUGCCGUGAUCUGGCUUACACUCAUCCGGAACUUCCCAAUGGGGAAUACUGGGUGGACCCCAACGAGGGAGAUACGAAGGAUGCCAUCGUGGUAUUCUGUGACAUGGAGAAGAAGGCAACAUGUGUCCUGCCGCAGCCUGAGAUCACCCAAGAGUUCACUUGGCGCGGACAGCCUCGGGGCAUUGUCUGGCUUGGAGAGGACAUUCAACCAGGUUAUGAGUUCACAUACAAGGCAGACAGCAACCAGAUGCAGUUCCUGCAGCUGUUGUCAGCAGAGGCGACCCAGCAGCUCACCUACCAUUGCAAGAACUCUGUUGCCGUAUUCGAUGCCAGGAGGAGGAACCUUCGCAAUGCCUUGCAGAUCAUGACUGUCUCGGACACUGAGCUUAAAGCCAGAGGGAAUAGGAAGUUUAAAUACAGAGUUAUAGAAGAUGGAUGUAAGACAAGACUUCCCACCUGGGCCUCCACCAUUAUAGAGUUCCGCACAGAGAAACCACAGCGGUUACCAUUCGUGGACAUUGGUGUCCGGGAUAUUGGUGAACCCAACCAAGCAUUUAAAAUCGAGCUGGGACCCGUGUGCUACUCGUAGGACUCGCCCACCCGCGUGUGCGCACACACUCGACAAGUUGCCAAGUAGAAUCGGUGGGGAGCGAGUGGCGGCGUGUGGAGGCAUAAGUGGAGGGAGUGAUGAACUGUAUAGUGACGAGUAGUGAUGUUAGUGCUGCUGCUGCCAAUUGAUUAUGGUGAUAAUGAUUUGUGAGUGAUAGUAAGAGUGAUCACCAUGGUGUGGUUUUUAAAAAGUUGUAUGAACUCGUCGCUACAAUCGUCCCUCCAGGUGGCUCCCACUCCACUGCUCAUCCACACUCUAGGCUACUUGUUGACUGUCAUUAUAAUUUUAUUUAAGGAUAACCGCUCGCCGCUCUCUAUUUUUCCUAUUCUUUCCAUAUUUUCACAAACUCUUUACCUUCACUUUUUCCACUACGUCAUUAGGUUAGAAACAAACACUGCCGAAUACUGUAAUUGAAAAUAAAAGCGCCAUCCAAAUACAAAUAAGUGUAAAGUUUAUAAGUGAGAACUGUGGUAUUACCGAGACAAAAACUCACAACUGUGUACAUUUUGUAUAAUAAUAGCAACCCAUAGUGAGUGUUUCGGUUAACCCCAGACACACAGUCGGGAUAAACAAAAACAAAUAUUUUUCAACUAGGAAGAUUUAUAGGUUUUUGUAAAUUUACCAAAAAUAAAAAAGAAGGGGAAA